CGGCGACGUUUGCUGAGGAGCUGCUGCGUGCGUCGUCGAUGGUGGCCGGUCGCAAUGGGUACUCCGCGUCGUCGUUGUCGUCGUCGACGACGACGGGAUACCCACCGGCCAGCGCAGAUGCUGAGCAGAACGGCUCGAGAAUUCAGAGCGAUGGCGGCGAGCAGACACAACACGACGGCCACGCGACCCUGGGCCCGCAGAUGAAUCUCACGACCAAGGGAAGCGGCGGCAGACUCUCUCCUGACGGCGUCCGCGCGGCCGCCCAACGCGCCGUGGGCAGGAUCAAGACGGCCCUGAGGCAGCGGCUCGAUAGCAUCCGCGGGACCCGGUGUUCGGACGAGCUCAUCUGGGCGGCACUCGAGGCUGACGUCUUUGGUUCGUCGCGGUGGUUCGAGGGCCCGCUCGCCUCGGAUCUGGUCGCUGCCGGGUUUGCACUGGUCGAGGAGGACCCCGAUGACGCGGUUGGCGCUGGAGCUGCACCUCGUCGGAGCGGACAUGCAGUUGGCGGGGAUGCUGUAUAUGGUGAGAAGAGUCGCGAGGAUGGUCAGCCUGAUGCCGGUGGUGUUGACAAUGCGGCUGGCGAAAUGAGGCUGCAGAACUCAAGAAAGGCCAACGCGCCUCUGCGGGCUCGCCUGGCCGAACCGCUCGUCGUCGAGACCAUCAUGGAGUACCUCUACGAGUCGCCUGUAGAGGUCCUGGACGAGUACCUCAACCGGUUCUUCACGCCGCUGCAGACGGCCAACGCUGACAGGGAGUGCCUGUGGAAGAUUGCAGAGGAUGUUCUGGCCAAGAAACUGCAAAACACCGUCCGCUUCACCAACGACACAAUCUCGCAGCACCGCCGCACCAGCUUCUUCGACAUCCUGCGCACCUCGCGCUCCCCGACGCCCAUCCACAAGCUGCGCCACCGGUCGUACGGGAUGCAAGGGCUCCUCAACGGCCAGCCCCAACAGCAGCCGCAGCCUCUGACCCACCACGACUUCUGGUCGUACGGCGAGGCCGAGCGCUUCGUCGGCAGCCUGGACCGGUACUACCUCCAGGACUCGGGCACCAACAUCGACCGGCCCGGCGAGUGGCGAGUUGAGGACUGGCUGUACGAGACUGAGGAGGAACACCGGCCGAACUUCUUCUUCUUUGAUGGUGGGGAGGGAUAUGGGGAUGACGGUCAGGAGGACGACGGUGCGCUGGGGUGCCUGUUCUUCCUCACAGACCGGGAGAAUGUGCGGAGGAAGAUACUGUGUGUGCUGCAGUUCGCCCCUGCGCCCACGACAGAAGUCACCACGGACCAACACCCCGGCACCAACGACGCCUCGACACCCUCCGCCCACCAGCCGAACCCUUUCCCCACGCUCACCAACCUCAUCACCCGCCUCUGGCAGUCCUACCCGGGCAGCCAGAACCAGACCCCCUGGCCGGUGUUCUACAUCUACGUGCCUCCCCACUCUGUCGAGAUCGACGACGACGCGUUCGUCGCCGAGCUGUCCCGCACGGUCAAGGACAAGAUGCCGAGGAACCAUUAUGUCGGGUACGUGGACAUCAGCAACUCGGAUGGGGUCUGGGGGACCACUUUCCCCGCGUGGAUCGGGCAGAUGGCCGAGGAGAAGAGGAGGCAGGUGCAGAGGUUGAGGAGGGAGAGAAGGCGAGAGCUUGUGGGGAGGUUUGGGCGAUAAUCUCGUCUUGUAAUUGCUGAUAAGCGUAGAGUUGUGUUUCAGUUUGUUUUUAGACCUAGCCAUCAGAUAUCCUGUUGCGUUUAAAACUGCGC
This is a messenger RNA of Microdochium trichocladiopsis, 1762 nucleotides long. RefSeq lists its product as uncharacterized. NCBI's taxonomy places the organism in Eukaryota, Fungi, Ascomycota, Sordariomycetes, Xylariales, Microdochiaceae. Bases 39 to 1670 code for a protein of 543 amino acids. The record is from RefSeq and is a predicted model, not a curated record. The transcript is spliced from 3 exons.